UUGCAGUAACCUCGUGGUGACGCCUGGAGGUAGUAACGUGUUUUCCUGACGACAGCGUGACUGAUAGUUCCGCCUAUGACCCCGCCCCUCAGCCCGGCCUGAGUCCAUGUAAACAGCCGAUCCUCAUCCAUGUGUUGUGGACUUGUCAGCCUGGAGCACCGUAUCUUCUUGGGAAAUUUGAUGUUGCUGUUGUCACCAUGGCCUCAGCCUCAAGCUAUGCUCCCCCAAAACUGGCAGACUUCAUCCUCACAGAGCGGCUCGGCAGUGGUUCUUACGCGACAGUCUAUAAAGCCUACAGAAAGGGGGACAGUCGUGAGGUGGUGGCAGUGAAGGUGGUUGAGAAGAAGACUCUAAACAAGACUUCUACAGAAAACUUACUCACUGAGAUUGAAAUCCUCAAGACUGUGCAUCAUCCUCAUAUAGUUCAACUCAAAGAUUUUCAGUGGGAUGCUGAGAACAUAUAUCUGAUUUUGGAGUGGUGCUCGGGUGGAGAUCUCUCCAGAUUCAUCCGCAGUCGCAGGAUUUUAUCUGAAAGUGUGGCUCGGCGCUUUCUGCAACAGAUAGCCUGUGCCCUCCAGUUUCUCCAUGAACGAAAUAUCUCACACCUGGACUUGAAACCUCAGAAUAUUCUUCUCAGUGGCUCUGCUCUCAAACUAGCAGAUUUUGGUUUUGCUCAGUACAUGUCACCAUGGGAUGAGCAGAGUGCACUGAGAGGUUCUCCUCUUUACAUGGCUCCUGAGAUGGUGUGUCGACGUCAGUACGACUCCAGGGUGGAUCUCUGGUCAGUUGGAGUUAUUUUCUAUGAGGCUCUUUUUGGGCGCGCGCCAUUCGCAUCAAAGUCUUACGCUGAAUUGGAGGAGAAGAUUCGGAGUAACCAACCUAUUGAGCUCCCUCCUGGGGCCAGGGUAUCCAAGGACUGCAGGGACCUUCUGCUGCGCCUGCUGGAGAGAAAUCCAGAUGUCCGGAUCACCUUUGCGGAAUUCUUCACCCACCCUUUUGUGGAUUUAGAGCACAUGCCAAGUGCAGAGAGCCUUGUGAAAGCGAAAGAGCUGGUCACACAGGCUGUGCAGAAGGACCAGGAGGGGGAGAGGCCUGCUGCUCUCUCUAUGUACUGUGCUGCCCUAGAGCACUUUGUCCCCGCUAUUCACUACGAGGUAGAUCGACAACGGAAAGAUGCCAUCAGGCAGAAGGUCAGGCAGUAUGUGUCCAGAGCCGAGGAGCUGAAAGCCCUGGUGGCCUCAGACAACAGACUGAGCUUUGAGGAGGCCAGAACCUCCAGGGAUGUCCUAAGAGAAAUGUCUCGAGACCAGCCACGACUGCUGGCUGCUUUGGAGAUGGCCUCUACUGCCAUUUCUAAGGAAGAGGGUGGAGCGGAUGAGCAUGAGACCUUGGACAUGUACCAGCAGUGUUUAGGGGAACUACUCUUGGUGCUAGCAGGUGAGGCAGCUGAGCCCCAGGGCCGCAGGAGAGAGCUGCUCCACAGUGAGAUUAAAAGCCUCAUGACCAGAGCUGAAUACCUCAAAAAGGACAUCAAGAUGCAGGAGACUCAGCGAGACGUGUCCCUGGAUCGAGAGCCUCUUGCAGACUCCGUCAGAAGCUCCUGCUGUUUGCAGUAACUGUGACGUUGACCACGACAACCAACAGGGAACCGGAGGAUCCGGCCGGCAGUGGUCAACCGACCAGGGCCAAAUCCAACCUGCAUCACACCCAAAUUAUAUUUAAUCCUCUCAGUCUGUCUGGAGUGUUUCAGUAAGCCCUUACAGUAAAAUAUGGUAAUUUUAUGGUAUUAAUGUACACGGAUGUAAUAUUAUGGUAAUAGCAAUACCAGUAAAUGUGUGUGAGGAUGAAUUUCAACUUUAUAAUAUGGCAUUUAUCAAUUUUGAACACCAAGCAGGUUCAUCGGCUGGAUAUUACUGUGAAAAUAACAUUUAUUGUAAUAUUAUAAACCUAUUACCACACCUUUGUUAAACAAGCUGGGAUUUUAAUUAGAAAUAAGAUCAUAUCGCCAUAAUAUCACCUCCGUGUUACAAAUGAUUACCAUGCUGCACUCUCAUGUCAAGUGUCACCAGUAUUUCUACUGGGUGAUUUGUUUGGUGAAAACUCGUUUUGUGUUUAGAAGUUAAAAAAACAAAGUUUGGCUGGUAAAAUAGCUGUUGAAUUCUGGGUCUGCACACUGGUGAAUGUGAAAGUUCCCCCGCACUUUACACUGCGUCGGUGCAACUGCGUAGCCUCAAAUCCACACCAUUGAUAUGUAAAUGUUGGAGCGCUUGUAUGACAAUACCACACUGUCAUGGUAAAGUAGUUAGACUGAGACAGUGCUGUCUCGUUAUGGGCCAGUGGGAAGUGUUAGCAGUGUGUGCAAAAAGAAUGCAAAAAAAAAUAAUAAUAAAACGUCAGCUGUGACGUGAAGUAUCACAACAGUUUUAACUGAAGUCGUAAGUACUUUAUAUUGAGGUCCUGCCAAACUUGCACAUACUCCCUCUCCCCCCUUACCCCCUCCCACCACCAUCCUCUUCCCCACUGCCUUUACUGUGGGUCAACCACAGGCUCACCAUGCCCUCUCCACUGAUGGAGCCCUCUCCACCACGAUGAGGGGAAAACUGGAGAGGUGCGGCCUCUGCCUUAUUUACACUAGUCCUGCAUUUUCUUAGGUUUGGCAACGGACGGGGAUUUGAGGCUUACAGUGUGCUGUGGCACUCAAGGAAAAAUGUGUAGCUGGGCCUCCGUGAAACGGUCACAAGCUUCUGAAACAGUUGUAGCAGACUUAAUAUCACGCGCUGUUGUCGGUCUUCAUGGACCGGUCUAUACGUUUCUUUACCUGCACCGGAGAGCUUUACUCUGUGAAUAUUACGUUCAAAGUGAAACUGAAGUCAAAUGAGGGGAAAAAAUAUAAAUACUGUAAUUUGCCUGGCCAAGGUGUCCACACUGCUGUGUUAUUUUAUUUUUUUAUUUGAAUGUUUAUACAGCUGUGAUUUUAUAAUAAUAAGGAUAAGGUAUUUAUUAAUUGAGAAACACUGUGGAAAAUAAAAAAUUAAAAGUG
Messenger RNA from Solea senegalensis (Senegalese sole), 3040 nucleotides. It is a transcript of the gene ulk3, whose product is annotated as unc-51 like kinase 3. The record is from RefSeq and is a predicted model, not a curated record. Gene Ontology annotation, cellular component: cytoplasm; autophagosome. Gene Ontology annotation, molecular function: protein serine/threonine kinase activity; ATP binding. Gene Ontology annotation, biological process: autophagosome organization; peptidyl-serine phosphorylation; autophagy. Bases 198 to 1616 code for a protein of 472 amino acids. The transcript has 17 exons. NCBI's taxonomy places the organism in Eukaryota, Metazoa, Chordata, Actinopteri, Pleuronectiformes, Soleidae.